Messenger RNA from Dreissena polymorpha, 3311 nucleotides. RefSeq lists its product as uncharacterized. Bases 662 to 2278 code for a protein of 538 amino acids. The transcript has 3 exons. NCBI's taxonomy places the organism in Eukaryota, Metazoa, Mollusca, Bivalvia, Myida, Dreissenidae. The record is from RefSeq and is a predicted model, not a curated record.
AUGGGGGCGUUACAUGAACAGAAUAUGGUGAAGUUCAUACAAUUUUUUAGGUAUAUAAAAGCAAUUGAAAACAAGCCCACCAAAACUAUUUGAAUGUGUUUUAAAAGAGAGCUGCAGUAGGAGAUAAACUAAACAAAAUGUAUUAUACUGAAAACUGUUUGUAAGAAAUGCUUUUUGUUGAUAGUCUAUUUAUUUUAUGGGAUCUAUUAGUGUGGAUAAACAUAAAGGAGGGGAAUUCUGAAAGGACAUCCUCGCAAGGGCAUUAGAAAGCACAACACUGCUGUCAUCUGUGCUCCAUGUGUUACCUCUCACAUAUAUAUGAUUAACCCUUUGGACAAAGAUCUAUGUGCGUGCAAUAAACACUUAAAUAAUCUAUGAUGUCAAGAUUGACGCUAAAUGUUUCUGUUAUAAUCAUGACAUGACAUUACUGGUAAAUGAACAAAAAUUGAAAACCAGUUUCAUUCAGGUUAUAUAAACAAAACAAAGUCUGUGAUAUAAUAAAAACUUUGUGCAAUAGCUUCUUGAGUACUAAGAUUUUUUUUUAAGUUAAAGGGAUAACAUUUGUACACAAAAUCAACAGUGUGGAGUAUUAAAUAUCACAGGGAACUCUAUAAAUUUACACUAACUGAAAAUCUGAAGUGUAAGUCCCUGCAUUGAUCACAUGGCAACCAGCACAAGGUAUAGGACAGUCAGUGAAAUCCCAACCACAGGGGAACAACUGUAUGAGCCCAAUGGAACUCUGCCAAGGUCACAAUGUGAGGUCACAGUCAGAGAUAUGACCAAGUGUCUUUUGCAUCACACUGAACCCCUGACCUGGUACUGCGGCAACCACUGCAAGUUGCUGUGUGCCAAGGACUUCACAGAACAUCAGUUAUGCAGCCAGCUAAAAUCACUCAAGGAAGCAGCCCAUGAGUUCAACUUUGAAAAUGACAUGCAGACAAACUACAGUCAGAUCCAGAGUUUGCUGCAAGAGCUGCAGAAUUUUGUACAGUUAAAAUCCCAGAAUGCAAUGUCUCUAAAGAAACUUCAUGAAAUGCACUUGUCAAGGUUAAUAACAGUACAAGGGGAAUUACACAAAGUAAUUGACCUCAUGGCUGAUAGAACCAGAGCAGAGCUCGAAGCAAAUGUUAAAAUUCUGCAAGAUGAACUUGACAAUGAAAUAGAAAAAGCUGAAAAAUCUUAUAGUGACCUGAUAAAUUUAUGGAAUAAAAGUACUCAUCAAAGCAAUGAAAAUGAAAACACUUUUAAAGGACAAGAAACUCAUAUUCAUGAAUUUGUUGCAUACAAGCAAUGUUUGAAUAUGAUGGAUGAAGCUGAAAGUCUUAUGAAUUCUAACAAGGAAGACUUUUCAGUUCGGUUUGAUAUUCAUAGCAAGGUCAAAGCAAAACUGUAUGACUUACAGAAGUUAGGAUUUGUCUACAGGUAUCCAUAUUUACAUCCAGGGAAAAACAUUACAGGUAUAGACUUGGUUUACAGAAAGUGCGGAAAGAAAGAGUUCAACGCACGGCAUGAAUCUGAUAAACAAGGAUGUCACAUAACUGACGUCUGCCAGUUACCCAAUGGAUACCUUGUCCUUCUAGAUGAUGACAAUGACAACCUGAAAUUUGUCAACAGUGACUAUCAGGUCGUGGGGAUUUGUCCGCUGAAAUAUCCCCGUGGAAUAACGCAUCUCGAUGGCAACAAAGUGGCAGCAUCUGUCGAGCACAUCGCCCGGAAGAGUACACUGCAGGUUAUGCAGGUAGCGAAGACUGUUAAACAUGGCAAGGAGGUAGCUAAAGUUUUCUUAAGAGAGAAAAUUCAACUGCAACACUACUGUGGAAUGAUUGUCCACAAACUUGGCCAGCUAUUUGUUGGUGACGGAAAUAACGUGUACUUGUACUCGAUUCAAGGUGAAUUCCUGAAAACGCUUUACGAGUAUACUGAUGGCUACACAAAGUAUUCUUUUGCAGUGAACAGAGAUGGCACACGUGUCUACAUCCCUGACACUGAUAAUGACAGGCUUAUUACUGUGGACCAGAACGGGCAGGUGGUGAGUGUUUUCAAAGAUGAAGAACUCAAGAAUACAGCAUGCGUUUGCUUUGCCUUCAAUGGGUCAGUAUUCGUGUGCGGGGAGUCAACUAAGAAGAUCAUCCAGGUGGACAUUGAGGGACGGGAGAAGUUAGCCUCCAUUGAGAGCAAAACGGAGACACCAAUGAAAACCAUGUGGUUCAACCGUGAACGCAAUGAACUGGUGAUUGGAAGUUCUAGUGACUUCAUUACUGUUUUGUACAUGCAGUAGGACCAUGUGGUUCAACCAUGAACGCAAUGAACUGGAGAUAGGAAGUUCCAGUGACUUCAGUACUGUUUUGUACAUGCAGUAGGACCAUGUGGUUCAACCGUGAACACAAUGAGCUGGUGAUUGGAAGUUCCAGUGACUUCAUUACUGUUUUGUACAUGCAGUUGGACCAUGUGGUUCAACCAUAUAUUAUACAUAGAUAUACAUGCCAUAUAUCUUAAACCAGUGUAUACCUGCUCUUAAAGAAUUAUAUCAGAUUUAAUGUUUAACUCGUAACAUUUCGGCAUCUAUAAAUACCAAAGAUAAUGCAGCUUUUCUUAAAAAUUAAAAUACCUCAAACUACGGGCAUUAUUGUUGUAUUUCUUAUUGGUUUUAUAAUGUUCUUGCUAUUGUGUAAAGUUCCCACUGUUUAGUUGGUUAAGUACCUAGUGUUUAGUGCACAAGUUUUCUUUAAUGUUAUAUAGUCUUGAUCAUUGCUAGUCUGGCAAUACAAACAUUAUUUCUUUGUUUUUUCACUUGUUUGUUUGGAUUUUUUGCUAUUUUCAACAGCAUUUCAGUCACAUCACAGUGGAACGUUAACUUACAAAAAAAAUUUCUGGGUUUGUUGGUUUACAAGUACAAGAAUGAAUUUAAAUGCUAUAUUACAUCAUAUACACUUGUUUUUUUAAACUGAAAAUCAAAACAUUUCUUAAUUGUUAUUACAUUUUUGUGUAAGAUUUGUUUCAAUUGCUUGUCUCACAAAAUAGAAAUUGCCAAUUUACCAAUAUGUGAUAGGUUUAAAUAAGGGAAAUAACAAUAAUUACACAUGCUUCAUGGUACUUUGAAUCUUCUGCAUUGAAGUAAAUUUGGAAGAAGACUAUAAUAAUAUAUUUAAACAUGCUAGCUUUCUUAGACCUGUUACAAUCAUGAGACUCAAAUUGACCUUUCUGGUAUGUUAUCUGAUAUGUUUAUCAUGUAGUCUUAUUGUUUCAAGGAUAGUAUGUAGCUAUAUUACUCUGUGUGUUACUUCAGUCUGUGAUAAAAGUAAUCAUGAAAA